Molecule: messenger RNA, 2689 nt
Organism: Astrephomene gubernaculifera
Lineage: Eukaryota; Viridiplantae; Chlorophyta; Chlorophyceae; Chlamydomonadales; Astrephomenaceae
Source: the annotation of a GenBank genome assembly
CUAUCUACAAGCUUCAUACUAAUGGUAUAAUGCUCUUACACUUAUCCCAUAUUAUGUUUACAGUGAUGACAGCGCAGUUACACUUUCCACAGUCUAGUGUACCUUAGAAUAUUUUAUGAACCUCGAGACCUUCUACGCGAGUCGUCAAUGGGGGCUUGCAUAAGCUCUUCGGGCAAGGCGCGCCAGGCUUACAAAGUGGAUUCGUCUUUGUCAGACAACAGCUUGCAUGCCACUGGAAAUGGCGUCCAUAGGGACCAAGCCAGUAACCCCGCCGCGCUAGUGACCUCGACUGCUAAGACGCCUUGGCUGAAUAGCCAGCGGCAUCGAGGUGUAAUACCGGAUGGGCAAGAAAGUCCUGUGGUGCUCCCAGCUAGUCGCCCAGGAGCUUCAGGCGGCGUGUACAACUCAACCCAAGAUACGGAUGAUAUUCUGGGCCUAGCGCCAACUUCAGAGUCGCAAGCGGAUGGGGAUUUCCUAAGCAAAGGCGCUGCUUGGAAUGGUGCUUCGUCGAACCCUGCUAACGACGCCAGAGCGGACGCGCAGCCGCUAGCCGACCCUGCUGAUGACUCAUCAUGCACAGAAUCCGUUAAACAGCUUGCACGUGCGCAGCGCGGCGUCCGCGGAAGCAUCGCCACGGGCACUGCCUGGCCAGCUGUAGGCGGGCCAGAUGGCAUGUCACGGGGAACAAGCAGGAAGCCCGGUGGCGCCGCGGAUGAGGACUCAACCACCGUUUGGGAGGAAGGCGAGCACGGCAGCGGUGAUGCCAGCGUCGGUGGCAAGGGCUCAGCAGAGCAGGAGCGUGUCGUACCGUUACGAUCGCAGGCAGACGAAGUGGGUAUGCGGGAGGAGAGCAUGGAUAGCACGACUGGGGCAGAAGCACGAGCAGGGGCAGCAGGAGGAGCGGUGGGGGCAGGGGUUGUAGGAGCCACAUCAAUUCGAGGGGAGCUGCGGUCGACGUCGUCUGCCAUUGGCACGGAAGGGCACCGACAGGAGUCCUCACCCCUGGAUGACGCGGAGGGCCUCCCCGGCACUCCGCAACGCACCUCCCCCACCGCCCGCCGCCUCUCAGCAUUCGACUCCCGCCGCCUCGCGCUGCUGGCAGCGGCCGCGGAGGGCGGAGGUGGCGGUGGCGGCAACAGCAGCUUCGGCUGCCGACCCCCCGGCUCCGAACCCUCCAACAGCCAGCCGCUGCCCAGUCGCAUGUCCGGGGGGAUGGCGGCGGCUGAGGGGCAGCAGCGUGGGGACAGCAGCCUGUCCUCGCAUGCGGGGUCGCAGGCGGCAUCCGCAGCAGGGCUGUCAGGGCAGGGCGGCGGCUACAUGCGGGGUGGGAGCUGGGAGGCGCGGGGCAUGGCUGGCGGCGGGGGGCAGCGGCUGCAGUCGCCGGAGUCCAACACGGACAUGGGGUACUAUGGCGAGGAUGGCAGGUACUCCACACCCACCCCCGUGCAUGGAGCCAUGCCAGUGCGACACUCCAUGCUGGAGAACCCCCUGCUCCGGCAGCAGCUGGGGGAGCAGCAUUUGAACGGGCACGCGGACGCUGUUUCCAAACCUGCGGUGCUGGAUUACGUGCCUACACCCAAGGCUCAGAUGUACGGUCGCGGCCAUCUACUGCUCGCGCAGCCCUCCCGACCCAGCCUGCUGCUGCCGCAGACCUCGCGCCCCAGCCUGCUGGUGCAGCCCUCCCAGAAGUCCCGCAGCUCGCAGCAACCCCACCACCACCUGCUGGUGGACGCGGCGGCGGACCCGCCGGAGGAGCGCUGCGACUCCUCACGCAGACUGGAGUAUGUGCCGGCCAAGAGCUUCACUCGCAGGGCCCUCACCACACACGGCACGACGACCCCCAUGGCCGCCGCGCGUGGUGGCACCGGCUCCGGCAUGCUGGGCAUCUCCUCCCCCUCGCGCCCGCUCUCCCCCGCCGCCCCCCCGCGCCCCCUCCCGCCUCCCUCCCCCGCCGGCAGCACCUCCCUCUGGCCGCCCGCAGCUGCUGCGGCCACCGGCAGCAUCACCGGCCGCCCUCCCAACCCCUUCCGCGGCGGCGGCAGCAGCGGCAGUAGCGACCCUGUGGCGACUUCGGGUGGGAGCAUUCUGGGGGCUGCUGGGGGACCUCUACAAGCACUGCAGCAACAGCAGCAGCCACAGCAGCAGCAGCCGAUGGACGCGGCGACGUCGUUCGGCCGCGCCUACCCUCGCGCCUCCUCGCAACCGCCGUACAUCACCGCCGCUCCCUCGCCGUUGCGGCCCACAGCAUCCAGUGAGGCCAGCAGCGACUGGCGCCGUCGCGCCGAGGCAGCAGCAGCAGCAGCCAGCGUGGACGCCCGGCCCAGUGCUCCUGCCUCGCUGAUGCAACCAUACCAGCAGCAACCGCAGUCGCCGCUGGGUGCCGGCAGCAGCAGCAGGCCGAAUGACACAGGAUGGGGCGGAAGGACGACGCCUCAGGCGGGCCAGGCGGGACCGUCGGAGUUGAGAGCAGGUUCGGUGCUGUCGGGCACGCACUCCAGCUCGGGUUUGGCGUUGGGGAGUUCCUCCGCGGGGGUGAGCGGGGUGGCCGUUAACAGCGGUGGCGGUCGUGCGGCAGAUCGUGCAGCUCGUUUGCUGGCGUCGUUGCAGCGGCUGGAGGGCUCGGUGGCUGUGCCAGCCAGGUGAGGGGGCUGAGGGCCCUGUACAUAGGUGCCCCGUACAUAGAGUAUGC